Molecule: messenger RNA, 522 nt
Organism: Monosiga brevicollis MX1
Lineage: Eukaryota; Choanoflagellata; Craspedida; Salpingoecidae
Exons: 1
Coding region: 1-522 (173 amino acids)
Biological process (GO): ectoine biosynthetic process
Molecular function (GO): diaminobutyrate acetyltransferase activity
Source: RefSeq, a predicted model, not a curated record
AUGGCGGCGCGUGAGGCGGGCCUGGUGCUGGUGGAGCAGCCCAAGGCAGAGGAUGGCCCGCGUGUUCAUGCAUUGAUUGCGGCAUGCCCACCGUUGGAUGAAAACUCGGCUUAUGCCAACCUGCUGCAGUGCACACACUUUGCCGAGACGUGCGCGCUCGCGACCCGCCAUGGCGAGGCCGUUGGCUGGAUCUCGGGCUACCUACUACCCUCGCAGCCCGACGUUUACUUUCUGUGGCAGGUUGCGGUGCGGCCAGAUGCACGAGGUCAGGGGCUGGCACUGCGAAUGAUGACAAACCUGUUAAAGCGCCCCGGCUGCGCCGCCGUCACGCAACUCCAAGCGACCAUCACUCGCGAUAAUCAACCCUCUUGGGCCCUCUUUCGCGCCCUCGCCCGGCGACUUGACACGGACUUGCGUGAGUCUCCCUUUUUUGAUCGCGCAACUCACUUUGCCGGUCUUCAUGACAGUGAAUUGCUCGUCACUUUGGGCCCUUUUGACGCCUCUCGGCUCGCUGACAGCUGA